Messenger RNA from Candidozyma auris, 861 nucleotides. Its product is annotated as mitochondrial 2-oxodicarboxylate carrier. The record is from RefSeq and is a predicted model, not a curated record. Bases 1 to 861 code for a protein of 286 amino acids. Lineage: Eukaryota; Fungi; Ascomycota; Pichiomycetes; Serinales; Metschnikowiaceae. The transcript has a single exon. Gene Ontology annotation, biological process: transmembrane transport.
AUGUCCGAGAAUCCUUUGCCUUUCAUCUAUCAAUUCGCUGCGGGCGCCAUUGCCGGCGUCUCGGAGAUUUUGGUCAUGUACCCGUUAGACGUUGUGAAAACGAGACAGCAGUUGGCUACCACCUCUGACUACAACGGCACCAUCAGAUGCUUGCGUAAGAUUGUCGCCGAGGAAGGUUUUUCCAGAUUGUACAAGGGCAUCACGGCUCCGAUCUUGAUGGAGGCUCCAAAGAGAGCCACCAAGUUUGCUGCCAACGAUGAGUGGGGCAAAUUCUACAGGAAAGCAUUUGACAUGCCUCACAUGAACCAGUCGUUGGCAGUCUUGACAGGUGCUACCGCCGGUGCCACCGAGUCAUUUGUGGUGGUGCCUUUCGAAUUGAUUAAAAUCAAAUUGCAGGAUAAAACUUCUAAGUUUAACGGGAUGGGCGACGUCAUGAAGCACGUUAUCAAGGAAAACGGUGUCCUCGGCAUGUAUAAGGGAUUGGAGUCCACCAUGUGGAGACAUGUGGCUUGGAACGCCGGUUACUUUGGCUUGAUCCACCAAGUGAGAUCGUUGAUGCCCAAACCAAAGUCUUCGAGCGAGAAGACCAUGAUAGACUUGACGUGCGGUACCAUUGGUGGUACUUUCGGCACAGUUUUGAACACUCCCUUCGAUGUGGUGAAGUCCAGAAUCCAGGCUGGUUCCUCCAAAUACAUCUGGACUCUCCCCUCUGUGGUGACGGUGGCCAAGGAAGAAGGGUUCGCUGCUUUGUACAAGGGCUUCAUUCCUAAGGUCUUAAGAUUGGGUCCUGGCGGUGGUAUUCUUUUGGUGGUCUUUACUACAUGCAUGGACUUCUUCAGAACGAUCCACGAGAAGAAGUAA